Funneliformis caledonium is the source of this 360-nucleotide messenger RNA. Lineage: Eukaryota; Fungi; Glomeromycota; Glomeromycetes; Glomerales; Glomeraceae. The record is from the annotation of a GenBank genome assembly.
GGACAUACAAAACCGGUUACUGCGUUAACGUUUUCAGGAGAUGGACAAUUAAUUGUAUCUUGUUCAUUGGAAGAAGGCACGGUAAGGGUAUGGAAUCUAAAUCCUGGGCUAUUUGGAAUGAUCGCGGGAUCAUUAACAAAUAGUAAUGGAGGAAAUAGUAAUGGAUCAUCAAGAAUAGAUGUUGCUAAAGGAUUUAAAGCACCUUUAUUAAGUUCUAUUAAACCUUUUAAAACAUUCAGUUUUAAUCUUGGUGAAGAUGCAUAUUUAUCCGUUUCUUCAAUAUUAGAAUUUGUUGAGUUUGAAUGGGUAGCUGAUCGAACUGUAAAAUUUUAUGUUAAGGAUUCAAUAAUGUCAUUUAAU